UUUUGAUUUGAUAAAACCCUCAACAAGCAUCUGUUUCUCUGUCCCGAAGCAAACAAAAGAGAGAGAUCCACAUCCCGGUGCUUCUCUUUCACUCUUUCUAAAACCAGAAAGAAAAAUCAUCGAUGGCUUUCACUUCGUUUCUUGGGAGACUCCUCUUUGCCUCAGUUUUUAUACUUUCUGCUUACCAAGAGUUUAAUGAAUUUGGGGUUGAUGGGGGACCAGCACUGAAAACUCUCAAACCAAAGUUUGAGGUGUUUACCAGCCACGCGCACUCUCAUGCCGGCAUACAUGUACCAGAAAUUGAAGUCAAACAGUUAGUCACUGCAGCUAUAGUUGCCAAGGGUAUUGGAGGCAUCCUUUUUAUUUUUGGCAGCUCACUUGGAGCCUAUCUUCUGCUUCUGCAUCAGAUAAUUGCUACGCCAAUAUUAUAUGAUUUCUACAAUUAUGACGCUGAGGAGAGAGAAUUUAAUAAACUUUUCAUCAAAUUCACACAGAAUAUGGCACUUUUUGGGGCACUUCUGUUUUUCAUAGGGAUGAAGAACUCAAUUCCCAAAAGACAUCACAAAAAGAAGGUUCUCAAAACAAAAACUUAUUAGAAACAAAUGGCCAUUAAUUGGUAGGGAUCUUGUUCAAAGAGGAGCUUACUGGGGUAAUUUCCUUUUCUUUUUUGGGUUCUUGAAACUCAUUUCAUAAUUCACUAGGAUCUUCUUCUGUGUAUGGAUAGGUGCCUUUUUAUUUAUUGUUUUAAAGAAAAAUAUACCCCCUCAUGUAGUGCAUUUCUUCCCCACAUUUCAUGGGGAUAUAUUAUAUUUAUGAAUCUUAUAGUUUU
Messenger RNA from Hevea brasiliensis (rubber tree), 829 nucleotides. RefSeq lists its product as uncharacterized. The coding region runs from base 123 to 596 and encodes 157 amino acids. NCBI's taxonomy places the organism in Eukaryota, Viridiplantae, Streptophyta, Magnoliopsida, Malpighiales, Euphorbiaceae. The record is from RefSeq and is a predicted model, not a curated record. The transcript has 5 exons.